AUCUCCUCUCGCAUCUACAUCAUAUGCACCUGCACCCGCACCUCACCUGCACUUGCACCUGCGCUCACUUUCCCCACACUCUCACUCUCACUCUCACGCUCUUUCUUAAUCUUCAGCUCACUCGACUCCGUAUCAAUGCUGCUCUCCCUUGCCUGACUCUACACAAACACCACCACCACCAUCACCACCCACCUGUCUUUACUUUUACGCUUCGCUCAUAAUAAUCACCUACACCCACCUCACCAACGUCACCCAAGUCAAUAGCACUGCACUUCGCUGCAUCCCUCGACUGCGCUCCCCCUCCACAUAUCCAACUUGUUUUGCACGGCACCCUCAGAGGCUCAGUGCUCGACUGCUGCACCUUUCUAUUCUCAACGAACGAUCGUUGGUCUGCGGGUACUUGUAUACACCAACUCUGAGAUACCUAGCAUACGCGGUCCCAACCUUCAACCAGCCAUGAUGGCUCGUGUCUUCCCAAUUUCCGAAUGGGCUCCCGUCGAUAGCUCCCAGGCGUCAACAAGCGAUUUCAGCACGUCUUAUAGUACAGCGGUUUCCGAGGACGUCUUCGAGGAGAAGACAUCCGCACCUCCCUCACGAUUCGGACGCCGGACCGCAUCUUCACAUUUUGGGCGAGAUGUCGAGUCGAGCUUGGCAAGACUGGCUAUCACGAACAGAACCCAAGAACAAGAGACAGAGAAGCAGGACGAGGGAAGGAUAGGCGGAGGCUUUCGUGGAUUCAUCAGGAGAGCUUCGAUCUCCAUGAGAAAGCAGCGCCGUCAUUCCCACACAGCAAAUGUCGAUCUUGGCGAGGAGAGGCCACAAACAGCCAAGUCCUCGUGGAAGCGAUUAAGACAAGCAGCAAGCUUUAGUAGGAAUUCGAAAUGUUUUCCAGCGCCCUGUUUUGACGAAGAGGUUUCCACGGACGCCUCAGAAAUCCUAGCACCAAUUCCUGGUUUCGGCAAUGCACCUCCAGUCAUACCUCGCGGCAGUGGAGGAGAAGCAGCAAGAGCAACGGCGGCGGCUCAAAAUGAGUUGCUAUUCGGUAGAAAUCGUCAAUUACUACAGUUGGGGGAUCGGGAAAGUGGAAUUGGUAUAGCCGUGACAACUGUUCACUCUACAGAAUCCGAUCCCGCUACGUCAAUUAGCUCCGUCGAUUUUAUUUCCGCUCUCCCCGUCGAAUUGGCCAUCCAGGUUCUGGCCCAUCUUGAUCAUACUGUGCUUGUCAGGGUGUCAAGAGUUUCCAAGUCGUGGCGACGUGUUGCGAACUCGCCCCAUAUUUGGCGCGAGGCAUUCAUUCGAGAAAAAUCCAAGACGUAUGCUAUGAGCAAACCCAUCCAACUCGGAACUGGACUGGGACUACCUCCAUUCAAACCUGAAAACGAUUGGAAGGACAUCUACCGAAUCAAGCAGGAAUUAGAACGUAAUUGGCUAGAGGGUGCCGCCGAGCCAAUAUAUCUGAAUGGCCACAGUGAUAGUAUAUAUUGUGUUCAGUUCGAUGAGUAUGUUGUUUUACCGUUCUCGACCACAAAGCUAACGUUUGUUCUUAGAUCCAAAAUCAUCACAGGCUCUCGCGACAAGACCAUUCGAGUAUGGGACAUGAGAACUUAUUCCUGCAAGUUGAUAAUUGGACCUCCUGAUGUCGUUGGAAACGAAGCGGCAAUCAUGACUAGCGAGGACGGCUCACCUCAACACUACGCGACAAUGCCGGACAUGAGUCGUUCGGCUACUCUCAAACCUUCUACCGUUUCUUAUCCAAUCUACCACAACCAAUCUAUUUUGUGUCUACAAUAUGACCAAGACAUUUUGGUCACUGGGUCAUCUGAUGGAACUUGCAUCGUCUACGAUAUCAACGACAAUUAUAGGCCUACCAUGAGAUUACGACACCACACGGCAGCUGUCCUUGAUCUUGCAUUUGACGAUCGUUACAUCGUUACAUGUUCCAAAGAUGUAAGCAUUUGUGUUUGGGAUCGAAAGACUGGAGUUAUGUUGAAGCAGCUUCGGGGCCAUGCCGGUCCAGUCAACGCCGUGCAGAUGAGAGGCAAUACAAUUGUCAGUUGCUCUGGUGACUUUAGUGUCAAGCUGUGGAACAUUGAUACUGGCAAGAACAUCAGAGAAUUUUCUGGCCACACUAAGGGAUUGGCUUGCAGUCAGUUCUCCGAUGAUGGCAAAUAUAUUGCUUCGGCAGGAAACGACAAAAUCAUUCGAAUCUGGGAUGCAAACACGGGAGAGUGUCUACACAAUAUUGCAGCGCAUGACAAUCUCGUUCGUUCUUUACAUAUCGACUCUGUCAGUGGCAGGCUAGUAUCCGGAAGUUACGAUCAAGAUAUCAAGGUAUUCGACAUGGAGAGUGGACGUUUACUUCUUGAUUUUCCGAAAUGGCAUUCCAGCUGGGUUCUCGGUGCAAAAUCGGAUUAUCGCCGUAUAAUCAGUACAGGGCAAGAUCCCAAAAUUUUGAUUAUGGACUUUGGUAUGACAAUCAAAGGAAUCGAAAAGCUUGAAAGUGGACGAUAAUUUCCUGGUAUGUGUAGACGGAGAUGUCUCUCUUGCGAUUUUUUAUGUUUACCAGGUAGCGGGCGUUCGGAGAUGAUAGAUGAAGCAAUUUCAGGGACCGUUCAUCAACGGAUAGCUAUUUUUCUUUUGUUGCAUUGCUUCGGCGUAAGAGAUUUGAGGGUCUGAUGAUUCGAUCACCCAGGGCAUCAUGGAGGGCAAUUUACAUAGAGAGUUGAAGUCUCGUAGAAUAAUG
Molecule: messenger RNA, 2743 nt
Organism: Hymenoscyphus albidus
Lineage: Eukaryota; Fungi; Ascomycota; Leotiomycetes; Helotiales; Helotiaceae
Source: the annotation of a GenBank genome assembly